CAUUAUUAUUAUUUUUAAUGAAAACAAUAUUUCUUAUCACUUUAAUUGUUUUUUAUACCAAUUGCAGUCUUGAAACUAUAGGAUUGAGACACAAAUUAUCCAAAAUUAUUUAAGAACAUUAAUAAAGUCUUUAAUAAGAUAAAUAAAUGUCAGGAGGAUGGAUCAAAGUAAUUAAUUUUUAAAUAUCUAAAGUAACCAUUAGAAGAAUUUGAACAACAAAACAAUAAUAUCAUAAAAUCAUCUUAAUUUGCUGUAGAAGAAAAGUUUAAUUUAUCAUAAGAUGAAUAUCAAUAUGAAAAGUUGCUUUAGGUUACUACUUAAGUAGUUGCAGGAAUCAAUUAUAAAGUUCUUUUCUAAUAUGAAAAAGAUGAUGUUAAAAGAAUUUUUGAAGUUUAAUAAUAUAUUGUGUAAUUUACAUCUUUUAAAUUAGUCCAUGGAAUCCAUCAGCUAACUCUAUUACCAAAGUAGAAGAAAUAAUAUCAUCAAACCAAUGA
Paramecium sonneborni is the source of this 494-nucleotide messenger RNA. NCBI's taxonomy places the organism in Eukaryota, Ciliophora, Oligohymenophorea, Peniculida, Parameciidae. The record is from the annotation of a GenBank genome assembly.